ACUAAAGAAGCGGAGACAGAAGUUAGGUUUGGGAUCCCGACGAUGCUGUCUACCUUUUACAUCAGCGCAUCUUCUUCCCUGUCUCUUGGACUUGGACUUGGACUUGGACUUGUUUUACUUGCAACGUUAUGGUACAAUCAUCAGUUUGUAUAUUUUUGGAAAGGCCUUGCAAGCACCUGCGAUUCCAGUUACGGUGAGGUAAGGGUAGAUCACCUGCAUGAACUGAAGGAGGUUAGAAAAUAAGAAUGACAUGAAUGUGAAAAUGGGAAAGGCGUUGAUAGCUGAAAUAAGCUUUCACGGUUCAGACCCAUCACCUAAUACACUUCGAUGGCUCAUGAAAUUAACAUGUUUUGCACUCGGUGCUCUGAAGAAGAGCAGGAUUGAUUUUAAGGUUUAUCUCACUUAGCGUGGCAAUGAAAAGAAAAGGGUCAUUACGUAACCCGCCUCUCAUCAGCAGGACAUCAGUGCCACUGACAAUGUCUUCCAUUUUCUCCUCCGUUCUUUUCAUUUCUCUUGUCAUGAUCGUUGAUCCUUUAAUAGCUGAGGCAAAAGUUCUCAUUGUUUUGAUGGAUGAUGAACCUGUCUUCUCUUUCAAAUCAAAGCAAGCCCAUUCUAGGAUUGAGGAGGCUUCUUUGGCAUACAAAGAGAGAUUAAGGACAAGCCAUGACGUAUUCUUAGAAUCCCUGCUCCUGAAAGAUACCUACAACAAGCUCUACAGCUACACUCAUUUGCUUAAUGGGUUUGCAGUCAAUGUUCAGUCCAAGGAGGUCCUCAGAACUCUGAAGAACGCAACAGGAGUUAGAGCUAUCCAUGAAGAUGUCAAAAUGGAGAAGUUUACAACACAUACACCUCGCUUUCUUGGGAUUCCUACUGGUGUUUGGCCAAUUUUAGGGGGAGCAGAGAGUUCGGGUGAGGGGGUAAUAAUAGGUUUUAUUGACACGGGGAUAAACCCUCUCCAUCCAAGUUUUACGGGUGGUUCCUCUGCACGAUUUACAAACAGUUCCAAAUUCAAAGGAAAAUGUGUCACCGGAGAGAAGUUCCCUUCAACAGCAUGUAAUGGCAAGAUAGUAGGGGCACAAUAUUUUGCUCGUGCAGCAAUAGCUGCUGGUGACUUCAAUGCAACACGCGAUUAUGCAUCCCCCUAUGAUGCUGAUGGUCAUGGAAGCCAUACAGCCUCCACAGCUGCUGGAAACCACCAAAUACCAGUGAUUGCCAACGACUUCAAUUACGGUUAUGCAAGUGGCAUGGCUCCUGGAGCAAGGAUUGCUGUGUACAAAGCUCUUUACACAUUUGGAGGUUACAUGUCAGAUGUCGUGGCUGCUGUGGAUCAGGCAGUGGAGGAUGGAGUUGAUAUAUUAAGCCUCUCCAUAGGGCCAUCUAGUGUCCCAUCUGGUCCUUCUGCCUUCCUCAAUGUGCUAGAAAUGGAGCUUUUAUUUGCUACAAAAGCUGGAGUUUUUGUUGUUCAAGCUGCUGGAAAUGGUGGCCCUUCUCCCAGUUCGAUCCUUUCUUUUAGCCCCUGGAUCACUAGUGUAGCUGCCUCCAUCAUCGAUCGCAAGUACAGCAACUCAAUCAUUCUUGGGAAUGGGCGAAGCUUCUCUGGCACUGGUCUUGCCCCUCCAACAGCAGGAGAAAUGCCUUACCGAAUAGUGGCAGCAGCUGAUGUCUCUCAUGGGAACACCACUAGUGUUCUAGAAGUUGAAAGCUGUCAGCAUCCAGAACACUUCAUCUUAUCAUCAGUUCGAAACAAGCUGGUUAUCUGCACUUAUACCUUUGACUUUGAAUAUGAGGCUGCAAGCAUCGCAGCUGUUGCAAACACUAUACAGAAGAUAGGGGCUGCAGGUUUUAUCAUCACAAUGGAUCCUGACAUUGGUUCUGAGCAAGUCAAGGGUACCACAAUGACUAUGCAAGUACCUGCCAUUAUACUGAACAACAUACAAUCUUCCAGAGCAUUGUGGGAGUAUUAUAACUCAAAUACCAUCAGGAGUACCAGUGGACAAGCUGUGGGUUUUGCUGCCAGGGCAAGAAUAUUGGAUGGAAGGCGAGCAUUCUUUACUCGGCAGGCCCCAAUUGUUGCAUCCUAUUCGUCUAGAGGUCCCGAUGUGAGCAAUGCACUUUUGCAAACUGCUGAUGUCCUCAAACCAAAUGUCAUGGCCCCAGGAUCCUCCAUUUGGGCUGCGUGGAGCCCCAACAGUGAAGGAGAUCCUUCUAUCAAGGGGCAAAACUUUGCGCUUGUAUCUGGUACUAGCAUGGCCACUCCUCACAUAGCUGGUGUUGCGGCUUUAAUCAAGCAAAAGCACCCUAGGUGGAGUCCUGCAGCAAUCACAUCAGCAAUGAUGACCACUGCCAGUACAUUUGACCAUUCUGGCUCUCCCAUUUUAGCACAAUUAACUAACCAAAUAGCCCCUGCUACACCGUUCGAUUUUGGUGCUGGAUUCAUAAACCCAGUUCAUGCCAUCGACCCAGGACUCGUAUUCGAUUCUCAUUUUGAACAAUAUGUCCAGUUUCUUUGUGCUGUUCCAGGUGUUGAUGAAGGUUCUGUAAGACGAGCAGUAGGAACUAGUUGUCCAACAAAUAGAAGAGCAUGGUGUUCAGAUUUGAACACCGCAAGUGUGACAAUUUCGAAUCUAGUUGGGUCAAGAAAGGUGAUUCGUAGUGUUACAAACGUGAGCAGCAGGAAUGAGGUUUAUAGAGUGACUGUGAGACAACCAUCAGGUGUAAACGUAACUGUUUCCCCACGAGUAGUUGUGAUAAACAGUAAUGCUUCGAAGCAUCUUAGGAUUGUGUUGACGGCAAUUAAGGCAACGAGAACUUACACAUUCGGAGAGAUGGUGUUGCAUGGAAGCAGAAAGCAUGUUGUUAGAGUUCCUAUAGCUGUUUACGUUAGCACAUCAUUGAAAAGCUGAUUUCCUUUAAGAUUCGGGAGAUAAUUCUUCAUUUUGCUUUAUGAUGCAAUAAUUCAAAAAGAAAUCACGAGUCAAGCAGGUUUCGAAUGAAAAACAAUUUAUGAACAAGUGAAUAAAAAGAAUUUGCACUUAGUUGCAUACCAUAUGUAAUAUAGCACAUGAAAGCAUAUAUGUUGUUUUUUUGUCUUCA
Populus nigra (black poplar) is the source of this 3093-nucleotide messenger RNA. Its product is annotated as subtilisin-like protease SBT2.5. Gene Ontology annotation, molecular function: serine-type endopeptidase activity. Lineage: Eukaryota; Viridiplantae; Streptophyta; Magnoliopsida; Malpighiales; Salicaceae. The transcript is spliced from 9 exons. Gene Ontology annotation, biological process: proteolysis. The record is from RefSeq and is a predicted model, not a curated record. Bases 414 to 2903 code for a protein of 829 amino acids.